Echinococcus granulosus is the source of this 774-nucleotide messenger RNA. Its product is annotated as 40S ribosomal protein S3a. Gene Ontology annotation, cellular component: ribosome; cytosol. The transcript is spliced from 4 exons. Lineage: Eukaryota; Metazoa; Platyhelminthes; Cestoda; Cyclophyllidea; Taeniidae. Gene Ontology annotation, molecular function: structural constituent of ribosome. The record is from RefSeq and is a predicted model, not a curated record. Gene Ontology annotation, biological process: translation. The coding region runs from base 1 to 774 and encodes 257 amino acids.
AUGGCACCUACUAAACAGCAAUCUCAGAAGGGUGUCAAGAAAGGAGGGAAGAAAAAGACGACUGACCCCUUUUCCAAAAAGGAGUGGUACGAACUACGGGCUCCCUCAAUGUUUUCCAAUCGAACCUGUGCCCGCACUUUGAUUACCCGCACUCAGGGCACCAAAAUCGCAAGCGAGGGUUUGAAAGGUCGUGUUAUACAACUGAGUCUUGGGGAUUUGAGUGAUAAGACUCAGGAUAUCUUCAGAAAGUUUAAGUUACAAGUGGAGGACGUUCAAGGGCGUCACUGCCUAACGAAUUUCCACGGCAUGGAUCUUACUCGUGACAAGCUCUGUGGAAUGGUUCUAAAGUGGCAGUCUACUAUCGAGGCGCACGUCGAUGUCAAGACUACGGAUGGUUACACCCUCCGGUUUUUUGUUAUAGCUUUCACGAAGAAACAGGAGGACCAAAAGUCGCAUGCCUACGCGCAAACUACUCGUAUCAAGAAGCUUCGCGCCAAAAUCGUGGAAGUUGUUCAGCGUGAAGUCGCCCGAUGUGACUUAAAGAGCGUUGUUCAAAAACUUAUCCCUGACUCGAUUGGCCAGGAUGCAAUGAAUGAGGCGUCAUCGAUUUUCCCACUAAGUGGAGCUCUUGUUCGUAAAGUUAAAGUUCUUAAGAAACCAAAACUCGACCUGGGUCGGAUACUUGAGCUCCACAGCGAGAUUAAGACGGACGAAUAUGGGGAAGGUGUAGCCCGACCGGAUCAUUACGAGCCCCCAGUUGUUAACGCUGUUUAA